Molecule: messenger RNA, 2392 nt
Organism: Dunckerocampus dactyliophorus (ringed pipefish)
Lineage: Eukaryota; Metazoa; Chordata; Actinopteri; Syngnathiformes; Syngnathidae
Product: zinc finger and SCAN domain-containing protein 2-like
Exons: 2
Coding region: 628-1926 (432 amino acids)
Biological process (GO): regulation of transcription by RNA polymerase II
Cellular component (GO): nucleus
Molecular function (GO): RNA polymerase II cis-regulatory region sequence-specific DNA binding; DNA-binding transcription factor activity, RNA polymerase II-specific
Source: RefSeq, a predicted model, not a curated record
AACACUUGUAACGCACACCAGAAGACAUGCUGGUGACAAUGUUGAGUUUCAGUGUGCGUGAUGAAUGAUUUUUUUUUAAGUACCAGGUACCAGGAUGCUGGUCAGAACAGCAGCAGUAAAUGGAGCCGCGGGACUUUAAAUAAACUGUCAGGGCUUUAACUUUGAAUAUAACAAAGAAUAACGAGACGUUGUGUGUGUAAACAUCUGAUUCUACCAUUUAAAAAGAAAAUAUGUGACAUUGAGUUUUACUAUACUGUAGCCCAUUGUUAUUUUGUGUUGACAUGAACUUGUUUACGCCACACGCUUUAAUCUCUAGGGUGUAAUGACACCUCCACACCUGAGGGAGGCAGUAAUGCAUUUGAAUGUAGUAGCCGUGUAUUACCGGACGACUAGCAGGCAGAGGCGGUGCAGUAUUUGUGUCAGUUAUUUUAUUUUAACGCUUGUACUUUUGCCUGUUGUAUAACAUACUGCACGUGAUUACUUCUUCAUGUAAAGAGAAACUCGUCUCAAAACAUUUUGAAGCUUUUUGGGCUAACUUAGCCUUGCUAGCCGCUAACAAAGAGACGCGGAAGUGGUCAACACAUCGCUAAGCACAAGUGAGCGUAAAGUGUUGGGUUUGUGUGGAAAAUGUGUAAAGUACAAAUACUGAGGGCGUUGGUGAAUCGGCGACUGACUGCGGCUGUUGAAGAAAUAUUUGUAGUGUUCGAAAGAACGAUAGCAGAGUACGAGGGGGAACUCUCUCGAACGAAGGAGGAGAACGAGCGACAACGUAAACUACUCAACGCUGUUUUCAAGGACCCCCAAGUGGUGUUACAAAGAGCAGACUUCCAGAAGGUGACUGAUUGUCAAGAACGCCACCCUCAGCUGCAGCGUGCGAGCUCCACUUUGAAGCAGGAGGAUCCACAGCACCCGCACAUUAAGGAGGAAGGGGGGGAACUCUGGACCACACAGGAGGGAGAGUGUCUUCUAGGGCUGGAGGAGACUGAUCUCACCAAGUUACCUGGUGUCUCUGUGAAGAGUGAAGACCAUGAAGACAAACCACCUGAGUCCUCACAGCUUCAUCAGAGUCCAAGGGAGGACAACAGAGGGACAGAGCCUCCAUGCAGCUCAUCACAACACAUGACAACAGAAUAUGAUGGAGACCACUGUGGAGGAUCACAGGCAGGCAUCCUCCUAGCUCCACUAUCAGAUGAUGACGACGCAACGUCACACACUCCCGAGGCAAAAGACAGGAACGACACCCAAGGACCUUUGAGCGGCGAUGCAGACUGUGAAGGAGAUAUGAGGACUCAAAUUGACAGCAAACACUCUGAAUGUUCUAAAAAGAAGACGGGUAAAAAAUGUUUGACCUGCCCAGUUUGUGAGAAUGUUUACAAUAAGAGCGCUUUGCCUCAACACAUGAGGACGCACACAGGGGAACAACCUUUUAGUUGUUCCGUUUGCUGUCAAAGAUUCGCUCACAAGUCAAACAUGGUAACACACAUGAGAACACACACAGGAGAACAACCUUUUAUUUGUGCAGUUUGCGGUAGCAGAUUCUCAUUCAAGUCGAAUUUGAUCAAACACAUGAGAACACACACAGGAGAAAAACCAUUUAGUUGUUCACUUUGCGUUAAAACGUUCGCUCGACGCGACAUUUUGGCGGCACACAUGCGGACACACACUGGAGAAAAACCCUUUAGUUGUUCCGUUUGCUAUCAAAGGUUCUCUCAAAAGGUACAUAUGAUAAAACACAUGAGAACACACACAGGAGAAAAACCUUUUAGUUGUUCGGUUUGUGGUAAAACAUUUGGUCAAAGGGCGCAUAUGACAUUACACAUGAGAACACACAUGAUCGAAAAAACAUAUAUAUGUUCAUUUUGUGAUAAAAGUUUCACUAAUAAGGUAGAUAUGGUAAAACACAUGGGAAUACACACAGUAGAAUAACCCUUUGAUUGCUGAUUUUAUUGUUUACGGGGAAAAUUUUGUUGGAAAAGUCUCUCAGAUGGCACAUAAAAUACGCACAUGAGAAAAUUACACUUCGAGAGGGAGGUCUUGGUCCACUAGCAGGUGAACCCACGUGGGGUUCAGUUUGGUAUGAAUUAUUUCAUCCUGUAUGAAUUAUUUUAUGUGCUUGAUGAAAAGCAGUAAAAUAUAAAACUGUCAACAGGCUUGAUUUGUUUUUGUCAACAGAAAUGUUUCUUUUUUUGAAGCCUUGGUUUGUUGUCUUCUGGGAUUUACAUUGAGUCAUUUUUUUACAUUAAAGGAAGCUCCGGAUCAACUAAGUUGUCCUUUAGGUUUUGACGAAAAACAUAAAAACUGUCAGUCAGGUCCUCAGCCAGUGUGAGAGUGUGUGUUCGUUUCUUCUUGAUUGUAUUUUACUUACUUUCUGUUAGCAAUGUAAUGGUGUCAA